AUGACAUUUUGCUCUUGUUGUGGCAAGCAACACAAAUCUAUUGCAGGCAAGGCUCCCGAACAAUUUCGUUUUUGCCAAGCUGAAAAGCAGAGAUCGGAUCAAUGGUGUAAUGAGUGCUACAAGAAGUAUAAGAACGAAGUUCCAGCAUCAACAACAGCCGCAUCUAACUCAUCACAAAUAACAAAUCUAUUCGACACACCAUCGGAAUCAUCACAACAUAUAAACCAUCACUCAAACUAUGAUACAAUCUUGUCACAAUUAAAUACGACUCAAAAUUAUGAAUCUAAUCAUGAAGCAAAUUCACAAAAUUCAUCAUCUCCGAUAACUAUGGACUUUCAACAUCAAAACAAUUCAUCACCGAAUAAUUUCUUUGAAAAUAUUACUCCUCAACAAUAUCAAUUCACCAAUAUUUCUGAAUAUCCUAAUAUUGACAAUAAUUUGAUACAAAAUUCUGUAAUUUAUUCUGUUCCUUCAUCAUGGAAUAAAAAUAGAAACCCGUAUUAUUUGUCGAAGACGACAUUUGAAUGCCCUGUAGUAAUAUAUGAUGCCCAAUAUACAGUGAUGGACAAGAUAGCUCUAUACAAUUUCCUAACUUCAAAAGGAUGCACUGUUUCGAAAGAUGUGCAUCAAUGGUUGAGAGAAAAAUUUGCAGAAGAAAAAUCAAUAAUCGAAUGCAAAUAG
Molecule: messenger RNA, 681 nt
Organism: Naegleria fowleri
Lineage: Eukaryota; Heterolobosea; Eutetramitea; Acrasida; Naegleriidae
Exons: 1
Coding region: 1-681 (226 amino acids)
Source: RefSeq, a predicted model, not a curated record